Fonticula alba is the source of this 659-nucleotide messenger RNA. RefSeq lists its product as hypothetical. Gene Ontology annotation, cellular component: mitochondrion. Gene Ontology annotation, biological process: mitochondrial respiratory chain complex II assembly; tricarboxylic acid cycle; protein-FAD linkage. The record is from RefSeq and is a predicted model, not a curated record. The transcript is spliced from 2 exons. The coding region runs from base 13 to 591 and encodes 192 amino acids. NCBI's taxonomy places the organism in Eukaryota, Rotosphaerida, Fonticulaceae.
GACUGUGUUGCCAUGUUCACUCGCCUUGCCCUGCGCACCGUGGCCCGGACUGUGACCCACGCCCGGGCCGCUCCGGCCGCCCUUGCCGCAGCGUCGCCCAAUCUGGCGGCGCGCUUCCGCCUGUACUCCACGUCCGGCUCCUCGCCCUCGGCCCCGGCCGGCGACAACCCGUAUGCCAAUCCCGCGAUCGGGGUGGAUUUCGACGCGUCGGCCAUGAUGCGCGUCACCAACCCCACCUCCGGCAAUGCCGAGGACGAAUACAUCCCCCCCUUCCAGCUGCGCCCGGCCCCGCGGCCGAACGAGCCGAUCGACAACAAGCGCAAGCGUCUUCUCUGGGAGAGCCGCAAGCGCGGCAUCCUCGAGAACGACCUCAUCCUGGGCACCUUUGCCAAGCGCCACCUCGAUGAGCUGGACGACACGGAGCUCGAGCAGUAUGACCGCCUGCUGGACGAGAACGACUGGGACAUCUACUACUGGGCCACCGAGCGCCGGCCUGUGCCCCCGGAGUUCGCAGACACCCGGGUCCUGGCUCUCAUCCGGCACAUUGCCCGGAACCCGGAGGGCGAGGUCCGUGCCAUGCCGGAGCUGUGAGUGCCGAGCGCAAGAGGCCCCUGGUCCCUGUCUCCCUUUUCUCCCUUCCUCUCUCUCUCUCUCUCCCU